AUGAAAGAAACUAAAAUAAAAAAAUUGCAUAAUUCGUUGGUAGAAUCGAUGGACAGAAGGCUGAGGGAGGCUGCUCAGAAAGGAGAUGUUCAUUACUUGCAAAGCUUGAUCAAAGAAGUCCCUUUUCUGCUCAGCACAGUUUCAUUAGCAGGUAGUAAUGAAACUCCUCUGCAUAUUGCUUGUUUGAGUCUCCAUCUUGAGUUUGCUAAGGAGAUCAUUCAUCUGAGGCCCGAAUUUGCAAGAGAAGUAAACCAGGAUGGUUUCAGCCCUUUGCAUAUUGCCUCAGCAAAUGGAGAUAUAGAGAUUGUGAAGGAGCUAUUGAAGGUUGACCGUAAUCUAUGCCUUCUCAAAGGGAAGGACAGAAGAAUUCCCCUUCACUACGCAGUAAUCAAAGGCAGAAAACAUGUUAUAAAGGAGCUUCUUGUGGCUUCUCCAAACUCUGCAGCAGAAGUGACUGCUCGUGGCGAGACUUGUCUUCAUUUAGCUGUCAAGAAUCAUCAGUUUGAAGCUUUCAAAUUAUUACUUGAGAAUCUCAAGGAAUUUAACAAGUAUGGUCUUUUAAACAACAAGGAUAUUCAAGGAAACACUGUUUUGCAUCUUGCUAUGUCAACUAAGCAAUUCGAGGUUGUUGAUCUAUUACUUGACGAAAAUUUUGUUGCUAAAGGCACUAUUGACGUGAAUUCUUUGAACAAAGGAGGCCUUACACCUUUGGAAGUACUACUUAAGGAAUCUGGAGAUAGAGAUAUUGAGGAAAUUCUAAGAACAUCUGGUGCUGUAUCUGCUGAACACUUGCAAACUUCGCAACAAGAAGGUUUGCCACAAUCUUGGGUUGUUCCAGUUCAAGAUCCAUCAAAUGAACAAUCCAGCAGAGAACCAACAAGGGACGAUGGGCCUCGAUCUAAUUCUAAGAAGCUUCAGGAUUUCUUCAAGUACAAUAAAACCAAAGAUUGUCCAGGAAAAGUAAGAGACACCCUUCUUGUUAUAGCUAUUCUAACCAUUCUAAUUGCAACAGCAACUUAUCAAGCAGGUUUCAAUCCACCAGGAGGCUUAUGGCAGGACACUUACUUGCCUGACGACAAUAACAACAGUACUAGUUAUGAUGGCAUAUUAGUAGUGCCCCUGCGGCAUUUCGCAGGACAGUCAGUGAUGGCUACCAGGGGUCCAAUGCUCUAUGGCUUGUUCUUGGUUUUCAACUCCCUCGGAUUUUUCGUAUCCCUCCACGCCAUAAAUUUCCUUACAAUAGGAUUUCCUUUGCAGUCAGAACUGCAAGUCUCACUUUUUGGCUUGGCGGUAACCUAUAUUAUUGUGAUGGUGUGCAUAAUACCUUACUGGGAUAUUUUUUACUUGUUUGUUAUCGUUAUCGUAGUCUUUUCAGUACUGCUUCCUUUGAUUAUAGUGACGUUGAGAAACUAUCACAAGAAACCUAGAUUCCUAUCCUGA
This is a messenger RNA of Solanum verrucosum, 1440 nucleotides long. RefSeq names its product ankyrin repeat-containing protein BDA1-like. Lineage: Eukaryota; Viridiplantae; Streptophyta; Magnoliopsida; Solanales; Solanaceae. Gene Ontology annotation, molecular function: protein binding. The record is from RefSeq and is a predicted model, not a curated record. Bases 1 to 1440 code for a protein of 479 amino acids. The transcript has 3 exons.